AUGCGCGUCAUAGGCCUCACCGGCUCGAUUGCCACGGGCAAGUCGACAUGUUCGCAAACACUCUCUACCCCGCCCUACUCGCUCCCCUUGAUCGAUGCGGACCUCCUUGCGCGCAAAGCCGUUGAACCAGGCACCUGGGGCUACCGACGCAUAGUUGCAACAUUUGGACCGACGACUCCCGACCUCCUGCUACCUGCUUCCGACCCUCAAUGUGGCGGCAAAGAUGACGGGCCGACGGGGAAAGGCAGACCACUGAAUCGACCUGCCCUGGGCAGGCGGGUCUUUGGCAACAGCGAAGAAAGGAUGGCAGAUAGAAGGAAGCUCAACGCCAUUGUGCAUCCGGCGGUGCGGUUCUACAUGGCUCGCGCUAUGCUAUACUACUACCUCCUCGGCCACUGGGCCGUGGUGCUCGACGUCCCUCUCCUCUUCGAAUCAGGCCUGGACAUUUUCUGCAGCACGGUCAUUGUGGUGGCAGUCUCGGACCCCAAGAUACAGAUGCAACGCCUGAGGGAUCGAGACCCCCACUUGUCACCCGAGGACGCGGAGAAUAGGGUGAAGAGCCAGGUCGACGUGCGCGAGAAGGCGACGAGGUGUGAGUACCGGAACAACGGCAACAAACAAGCCGCCAAAGGCUACGUCCUGUACAAUGAUGGUACAAAGGACGAUCUGACACUCCAGAUUGCAGACGUGAUGAGGAAGAUUCGAUCAAGAAGCCCUCGAUGGUGGAGUGUUCUCCUCUUAGUGUGUCCACCACUCAUGGCGACUGUUGCAUCUUGGGAGGUUCUAUGGAAUUGGUGGCUGCGCAAGAAGACCAUCCGAGAGAGAGGCGAAGAACUAGCGAAGACAAAGGUAUAA
This is a messenger RNA of Exophiala spinifera, 855 nucleotides long. RefSeq names its product dephospho-CoA kinase. Gene Ontology annotation, biological process: coenzyme A biosynthetic process. Gene Ontology annotation, molecular function: dephospho-CoA kinase activity; ATP binding. Lineage: Eukaryota; Fungi; Ascomycota; Eurotiomycetes; Chaetothyriales; Herpotrichiellaceae. The transcript has a single exon. The record is from RefSeq and is a predicted model, not a curated record. Bases 1 to 855 code for a protein of 284 amino acids.